AUGAUAAAAAUAAUUUUUUUAUUCCUUAUUUUUGCCCAAAUUUAUUACUUAUCCUCCUCAGCAACUCUGACUGAAAAAGAAAAGUUAGAUAAAGCUCAAAAAAUAGUUGAUAAGGCAAACGCUAAAAAUAAAGGAAAAUGGAUUGCUAAAUUACAUCAUCGAAUUGCUAAAUUGGAGAAGCAUUCAGUAAUGCUCGGGGCAAAGCUUAAAGUCCCGAAAAAACAAGUCUCUACUCCCGUAAAAACAAAUCUUCGCCGUAAACGUUCAAUUCCAGCUUCUUUUGAUGUUCGUACAGGAUUUGCAUCUUGUGCUGGAAUUGUUGGAAUGAUUCAGGUAAUUAGGAAUUUAAUAAAUAAAAAAUCCUUCAAACAGGACCAAUCAAGUUGUGGAGAUUGUUGGGCUGUCUCCACCGCCUCAGCUUUAACUGAUCGUUAUUGUAUUAGUCAAGUAAAAAAGGGGAAUUCAGCACCUUUAAAGACAAAUCCAUCAGUUUACUUCUCAGCACUAGAGUUGAUGAGUUGUACUCCGGGAAUGUGGGGAUGUGGUGGAGGUGAUCCUUACUAUGCAUGGAAAUAUACACAGACUUCAGGUCUUGUUACCGGAACCAAUUAUACUUGGAACAGUGGUUGUAAACCAUAUCCAUUCCCUCCCCAUGGAUCAACUGAAUACACUGCCCCGUCCUGUGUCUCUUCAUGUACAUCGAGUGCUUGGAAUGUUGCUUAUACCCAGGAUAAAAAAUAUACUAAAACAACAGGUUAUAUUCAAAGUAAUGUAGCAGCCAUUCAAAAUGAAAUAAUGGCUAAUGGUUCUGUUGUAGCUGCUUUUGAUGUUUACGAUGAUUUUAUGUAUUAUUCAUCAGGACAAACUUCUGAUGUUUAUGUAGGCGGGCAUGCCGUUAGAAUGAUUGGUUGGGGUACAGACACUUAUCCAGACGGAACACAUUUGGAUUAUUGGUUGUGUGCCAACCAAUGGAAUUAUGAUUGGGGAAUGAAUGGAUAUUUCAAAAUUGCUAGAGGUGUGGAUGAAUGUGGAAUUGAAUCCUCUGAAAUUUCUUUUGGAACUUUUUAA
Molecule: messenger RNA, 1068 nt
Organism: Meloidogyne enterolobii
Lineage: Eukaryota; Metazoa; Nematoda; Chromadorea; Rhabditida; Meloidogynidae
Source: the annotation of a GenBank genome assembly